Molecule: messenger RNA, 5334 nt
Organism: Microtus ochrogaster (prairie vole)
Lineage: Eukaryota; Metazoa; Chordata; Mammalia; Rodentia; Cricetidae
Gene: Grip2
Product: glutamate receptor interacting protein 2
Biological process (GO): neurotransmitter receptor transport, endosome to postsynaptic membrane
Molecular function (GO): protein binding
Source: RefSeq, a predicted model, not a curated record
ACCCCGCCCCCGCCGGGAAAGCGCGCGCUCUCGGGGAGCCGCUGCUCAGCCGCGGGCGGGCACGGAAACCGGAGCGAAGCCGGCGGCAUCUACGAAGCCGGCCGCCCAUGCCCCGCGCGCUGGGCCCGCGGCCUCCGGAGCGCUGCGCUGCGCCCGGCCCGGAGGGGCAAGGCCGGGUGGAGCCGCCCGGUGGCUGCGGGGAUGCGGGGCUGGCGCAGGAACCUCGCGCUCUGCCUGCAGCGGCUGCCGGACGAAGACGAUGGGCCUUACUCAAAAGGAGGGAAGGACGGAACAGGGGUUGACGGGGCCCUGGUGUGCCGCCGCCAGAGCAUCCCAGAGGAGUUCCGGGGCAUCACCAUGGUGGAGCUGAUCAAGCGUGAGGGCAGCACUCUGGGCCUGACUAUCUCGGGAGGCACUGACAAGGACGGGAAGCCCAGAGUCUCCAAUCUGAGACCUGGGGGCCUGGCGGCCAGGAGUGACCUACUGAACGUGGGCGACUACAUCCGCUCAGUGAAUGGGAUCCAUCUGACCCGGCUCCGGCACGACGAGAUCAUCACCCUGCUGAAGAACGUGGGCGAGCGCGUGGUGCUGGAGGUGGAGUAUGAGCUGCCCCCGCCCGCUCCCGAAAACAACCCGAGGAUCAUCUCUAAGACGGUGGAUGUCUCCCUCUACAAGGAAGGCAAUAGCUUUGGCUUUGUUCUCAGAGGAGGUGCCCAUGAGGACCGGCACAAGUCCCGCCCAUUGGUCCUGACUUACGUGCGACCUGGUGGCCCAGCAGACAGAGAAGGCUCCUUGAAGGUGGGUGACAGACUGCUCAGCAUAGAUGGGAUCCCACUGCAUGGGGCCAGCCACGCCACUGCCAUAGCCACCCUGCAGCAGUGCAGUCAUGAGGCCCUUUUCCAGGUGGAGUACGACGUGGCCACCCCAGACACGGUGGCCAAUGCUUCAGGCCCAUUGGUGGUAGAAAUAGCCAAGACCCCAGGUUCUGCCCUGGGGAUCUCUCUCACCACCGGCUCCCACCGGAACAAGCCAGCUAUCACCAUUGACCGCAUCAAGCCAGCCAGCGUGGUGGACAGGAGUGGUGCCCUGCAUGCUGGAGACCACAUCCUGGCCAUCGAUGGCACUAGCACAGAACACUGCUCACUGGUGGAGGCCACCAAGCUCCUGGCCAGUGUAACUGAGAAAGUACGGCUGGAGAUCUUGCCUGCACCUCAGAGUCGUCGGCCCCUCAAGCCCCCAGAGGCAGUAAGAGUACAGAGGAGCGAACAGCUGCACCGCUGGGAUUCCUGCAGCCCCUCUUGCCACAGCCCAAGGACAAGCCACUGCAGGGCCCCCACCUGGGCACCUGGAGGCCAGAACCAGAGCCGAUCCUUGUCCUCAACUCCCUUCUCCUCACCAACCGUGAACCCCGCCUUUCCCUGUGCCAAUGCCAGCACCCUGCCCCGAGGACCCAUGAGCCCCAGGACCACAGCCGGGCGGAGGAGGCAGCGAAGGAAAGAACACAGGAGCUCUUUGUCACUGGCCUCCAGCACGGUAGGGCCAGGCGGGCAGAUCGUUCAUACAGAGACCACAGAAGUUGUGCUCUGUGGAGAUCCCCUCAGUGGCUUCGGCCUCCAGCUCCAGGGAGGCAUCUUCGCCACGGAGACCCUGUCCUCUCCACCGUUGGUGCGUUUUAUUGAACCUGACAGCCCCGCUGAGAGGUGUGGUCUGCUGCAGGUGGGGGACCGUGUCCUGGCCAUCAAUGGCAUCGCCACUGAGGAUGGGACCAUGGAAGAAGCCAACCAAUUGUUGCGGGAUGCCGCACUGGCCCGCAAAGUUGUUUUGGAGAUCGAGUUUGAUGUGGCAGAAUCUGUCAUCCCAAGCAGUGGGACCUUCCACGUGAAGUUACCCAAGAGGCGUGGCGUGGAGCUGGGCAUUACCAUCAGCUCAGCCAGCAGAAAGCGAGGGGAACCCCUGAUCAUCUCCGACAUCAAGAAGGGCAGCGUGGCGCACAGGACUGGCACCCUCGAGCCAGGCGACAAGCUGCUGGCCAUUGACAAUAUCCGCCUGGACCACUGUCCCAUGGAAGACGCUGUGCAGAUCCUGCGCCAGUGUGAGGACGUGGUCAAGCUGAAGAUCCGGAAAGAUGAGGACAACUCAGGAGCCUGUCCACUCUUAGAUGAGCAGGAGAGCACAGGCGCGGUCAGCUACACGGUGGAGCUGAAGCGCUAUGGUGGACCCCUGGGCAUCACCAUCUCCGGCACUGAAGAACCUUUUGACCCCAUCAUCAUCUCUGGCCUCACAAAGCGUGGCCUGGCUGAAAGGACUGGCGCCAUCCACGUGGGGGACCGCAUCUUGGCCAUCAACAGCGUGAGCCUCAAGGGCCGGCCCCUGAGCGAGGCCAUCCACCUUCUGCAGGUGGCAGGGGAAACUGUCACACUGAAGAUCAAGAAGCAGCUGGACCGUCCCCUCCUCCCCCGCCAGUCAGGCAGCCUCAGUGAGGCCAGUGAUGUGGACGAGGAUCCCCCCGAGGCCCUCAAGGGGGGCUUGCUGACAGCCCGCUUCUCACCUGCCGUACCCAGUGUGGACAGUGCUGUGGAGUCCUGGGGCAGCUCUGCCACAGAUGGUGGCUUUGGGGGCUCAGGCUCCUACACCCCACAGGGGGCGGCAGUCCGGAGUGUGACUCCCCAGGAGUGGCAUUCCAGCAGACUGAAGAGCAGCCCCCCACCCCUUGAGCCCCGGAAGACAAGCUACACACCUGGCCCCACUGAUGAGAGCUUCCCAGAGGAGGAGGGGGACUGGGAGCCGCCGAUGAGCCCAACCCCUGGCCCCGCCCGAGAGGAGGGCUUCUGGAGAGUGUUUGGAGAGGCCCUUGAAGACCUGGAGUCCUGUGGUCAGUCGGAACUGCUAAGGGAGCUGGAGGCUUCCAUCAUGACAGGCACUGUGCAGACUGUAGCCGUGGAUGGCAGGCCUGGCUCUCGACCCUGGCGCCGGAGCCGGGAGGUCCGAACAUCCUCUGAAGACCUGCAGGAGCUGCUGUUGCCAACGCCCCUGGAGAUGCACAGGGUGACCCUGCACAAGGACCCGGUGCGGAAUGACUUUGGCUUCAGCGUCUCAGAUGGCCUCUUGGAGAAGGGUGUCUAUGUCCACACUGUGCGUGUUGAUGGGCCAGCCCAGCACGGAGGCCUGCAGCCCUUUGACAGGCUCCUGCAGGUCAACCAUGUUCGCACUCGGGACUUCGACUGCUGCCUGGCGGUUCCACUCUUGGCGGAGGCUGGAGACAUCCUGGAGCUGGUUAUCAGUCGUAACCCACUAGCACAGAGUCGCCGGACACCACGAGCACCAGGCCCCAGCAGUCCCCAGAUGCUCUGAGGUCAUCACGUAGCUCAGCUGGAGGAGUGGCCCCCACUCAUCCACUUGUGGGUCCACAGAUUCCACACUCGGCAGAGUGGAAUCAUCAAGUCGGAUCUUCAAGAUGUUCGGUGAACCCCACCUAAAAGUGGUCAGCCCUGCUGCUCAGCCAAGAGAGAGUUGGGAUUCCUCCAGAUCCCUGCACAGUCACCUUGGAGCAGUGACAGGAGCGGGGACAGCCCUGCUCCAUGUGUCCAGUGUUUCCCAUCCUGAGGAGAAGAAGCAGAAGGACAGUCCUGAACUGUGGCAGGAAAUGUUCGGUGAUCCAGCUAUACAGGUGGUACCCAGUCACACAGCGACCCUGCCACCAGGAAGGAUGUGGCACAAGGAGGAUAGUGUUCUCCCUUCUCCCAAAUCUUGGUGUUCUGAGAGCCUCCAGCAUCUAAUGACCACACUGGGAAACCCCAGUUAGGAACAUCUGGGGUGCCAGAGAAUGCUAGCCCCUUCCUUCAGGUUGGCGGCUCAAUUCUUUCAGCUUCGUGGGUGACUCUGGACCCCAGAGCAGAGCUGUGGCCAUCAAUCCCUCCUGCUCCACAAAACCUUAGUGCAAGUCACUGCUCGGGGUGGAAAAGUCCAGGAGCGUCCACUCACCUGAUAUUCCAACUGUUACAGAAACAAGGCUGAGUCGUAGCUCUGCUGCCACCCCUACCAGUGGAGGGGAGAAGGAGGAAAGAGAAGAAGCUGAGAUGGAGGGAAACCAGCUGAAGGACAAGAGAGUAGCAAGAGGGAGCAAUGUCCAAAGAGGCUAUCCAAGGAGGUCCCCACUUCACAGCUGGGGGUACCAGCAUCCCUUAACUCGGGCUUCCUCCAUCUCUGCCAAGCAGAACCCUUUCAGCUUCAAGCAGGACAUAAGCCACCUCCCCGUGGUGUGGGCUGGUCUGGGGAUUGGCUCUGUGUUUACCCAGUUCAAGAUCUCAAGGAUCCAGGGGCCUCCAACCCUACCCCAUCUCGCCUUCUCUGCCCUUGAAACUCAUUGCCAGAGAGACUCCCUAUUCAAGAGGACAGAUGGGGGCCCAAGAAGCCAUUCUUUGCUCCUGGUUCCCUUCGUGGCUGUGUGACCUUGGGUGAACCUGAGCAGAUGCCGGGCCAUCUCCACCUACUCACUGACACCCCUUGGCUCUCUGCUCUUCCACGGCUUCCCUACUACCUUGCCCUUUGUGAUUGCUUCCCCUGGUCCCUCAGGCCUGGGUCCAAGUAACCCAGCACCGCUGCUCUCACUGCCCCAGGGUACAAAGAUACCACUCACUUACCGUGGGCAACAAACAAGUCUAGAUCUUCAGCUUCAAGGGCAGGUUAACGACACAGCAGAGAGGUGACUCCUGGCCACCAGUACCUGAUACUAUGUGAUCUUGGGCAGAUGGCUCAGUCUCUCCAGGUUUCUGGUAUGUGACAUAACUUGACUGUACUGUAAGGGCCUCUUGGCUUGGGAAAUCUGUGUUCCACUCAAAGACUCCAGGCUCUGAAAAUACAACUACCCCACCCCUGACCUCCCCUCGGGCUGAGGCUCUCCCAUCUUCCCAGACGUACGCAACUAGGCCAAGCGGGUGGACCUCCUGGCCAUGGCCUGAGGCCUUCUCAUAUGCAAUACCUACCCCCGGCUUCUCACAGGGGUGUUUGCCCACGCAACAUCCCUAGCUUCCUCCCCAGUAAGCAACCUGCCUGCCUAUGCAUUUUGGGUACCUCCCCUGUGACACCCCUGCCCCACCCCCAGAGCUGUAUUUUUCUCUGGCUAAUAAUAGAACAUAUUCCUUGUAAAGUAUUUUUCUAUAUGGGUUUUCUUAGGGCUCCCAGGAAGCACCCAGCACACCCAUGGCUCCAUUGCACAGGCUGGUCUGUCUGAUCUGUCUGGGGCCUACGGCUAAAUCUUUGUCCCACCAGGUAUCAGUGACUGAGGGGGAGGUGAGUGCUAUUGGGAUGAAUUUUUAAUAAAAUUGAUUAAAUGCA